Molecule: messenger RNA, 2719 nt
Organism: Triticum urartu
Lineage: Eukaryota; Viridiplantae; Streptophyta; Magnoliopsida; Poales; Poaceae
Source: RefSeq, a predicted model, not a curated record
GGAUGAAAGCAGGGCGAGGGCGCUCCCCUCUUCUCUCCCCCGCCGGCGGUCGCCUCCGCGGAGGUGGUCGGGAUGACCAUCGCCACCGGGCGCCGGCCUCCUCCGCGGCCGCCGACGCGCAGCACAAGGGAUUUCAGGCAAGCGCCGUCUCUCUUUUUUUUGGGGGUGGAAGCGCCGUUUUUUCUGUUGGGUUGGGAACAAGGGCCGAUUUUACUGGGCCACCGGAAACCGUUUUUUUUCUUGGGUAUUUGGUUACCGAUUCGGCCCAAGUGGACAGGCCCAGUUAACGUUUCCGUCUACUUUGGUUCUGUGCUCUAUAUAAACUGAAUAUUUUUCCUCCCCGCUCUGUUUCUUCUACCUUCGUUCUCGUCCUUCCAGAAGAAAUAGUUUGUUUCGUUCGUCUCCUUCGGUCCUCCCCCCCUCCAAUUCCAAUGCAGUCCCCUGCUCCGGCGAGCUCGAGCUUGCCGUAUUCCCCCAUGCCGUCUUUCCCUGAGAGCAUGGUGGGGAAGACUCUCCAGUUGCUCCUUCCGUACCACGACGCCACCAUCAGGGGCAUCGAGCGCAGCAAGGACGACAAGCUCACCCGUGUGAAGAUCGAGGCUCUGCCCGGGGUUGCGUUUUCUGCUGGAGAACUGCGACUGGAGAGCACAGAAGGGCUAAAGUUUGUAGGCGCUCUGCACAUGGACGACAUCUCAGGGCACGAGUGCACGCUCACAGUCCAUGACGACCAAGGUCAUAACCAACCUUCUCUCUUCUUGGUUCUUGUCAAGUAUUUUCCUUGGAUUUCGUUCUUGGAUUCCAAUAACGCUUCCGAAUUGGUUCUUCUCAAGUAUUUGUCUUGGUUUCCUUCUUGGAUUCCAAGAACGGCUUCCGCAUUGGUUCUUGUCAAUUAUUUGUCUUGGGUUUCGUUCUUGGAAUCCAAGAACGGCUCCCACGUUGGUUCUUGAAGUUGAAGACCUGGACAAGGUCGCUCUUCUUGGUGCAAUGCAAGCCACACUUGAAACAGAAAGUAACAUUGUGUACUGCUCUGUUGUUACUGUUCUCUGUUCUUGGAUUUCGUUCUUGGAAUAGGUGCUCCCACCUUAGUUCUUAGAGUUCAAGAACUAGCCACAGUUGCUCUUUUUGGUGCAUGUUUAUAUUAGGAAAUUCUAAUGUCUGUUAUAGCCUUAUUGUCGCCCAUUAACUUCAUUGUUUUGGAUAGUUAAUGGUGGAUUGUUUGCGUCUGGUGAUUAAACGUGGCAGAAACUGGUUAAGCACCGCGUUUCUGCUCUCACCCGGAAGAUGAUCGUAAGUGGCCACAACUAAUUAAGCUGGUUCCUUAGACCUUAGAAAAACAAACAUUAGUGGGAUGUAGAUGCAUUUUUAGUACAGGCAAAUGCAGUUACCAGCGAGAUAUGCUAUUUCUGUAUAUGAAACUGAAUCUUGCUACUCUUUUCUUUUCUUUCAAAGGGCCAUUUCUCUUCUCUUCUGCACCUGAUUAAUCCUUUCUACUAUUGUUAGCUAAUUAUCCUGAUUAUUUCUUUGUUAUUUGGCAUAGUGCACUAUUGUCGCUCUUGCACAGAAGUGAGAGUCCCAGCUUUCCACACAUUCUCAGAGACCUUGGUAGGAUGGACAGUCCGCUUCUCUGGGUCAGAUCCCUACUCCAUUGAGGUUGAUGUCUGACAUGUAGAGAGGCGGGAUUCUGUUACCACCGUAUAUCUUCGGACGGGUGUCAUCUCUCUUCCUGCCUGCACCGGUGACACGGUUAUACUGAGGUCCACAGAUACCUUGGACAAAUGGCAGGGAGACAUCGGAUAUUGGCCAAACCCUAGCUUUAUGGCUGAGAAGAAAGAAAAGGACGGAAGUAAAACUGACCAAAGUUUCUAUGGACAACUGUUUGAGAGAGAUGUCUUGAUUUAUGUGCGAGAUGAGCAAGUGUGCAUAGGCAGUAAACUGUCACUGCGGCUACCAAAUAAGAAGAUAUUGAUUAAGCCAGCACCAAAUGGUCCUGCUAACAUUAACAUCUCUCAUGGCAAGUCUUCCCAGCGAAAUCGCAGGUCAUCUAAACAGAAAGAAUGUGAAGCUGAGCAAAAAAUAGAAGUUGCAAUAAAUGGUUAUGGAAAGAUUGGGAGGGCGCUCGCUAGAGCCGCUUUGCAGAGUGACGGUGUUGCCAUUGUGCUGUCAAUGAUCUAUCUGGAGGAGAUGAAAUUAGUUGUAUGUUUAGGGAUAUAUGGGACUUUGAAGUGAAAAACUGUACCUCUGAUAUUUUUAAGGGGGUCGCUUCGUACAAGGAAAGCGAUCCUGAUUCAGUCCCUUGGUACAUGACCGGCCCCCAGUUUAUUGUGGAGACUAGUUCCGAUUGUAGCCAGGAUGCUGACCAUUACAAGAACUGUGCGUCUUCGUAUAGCGGCUGUUCGGAUCUCAAGCUCUUUGAACCUCUUGAAACAAUAGUUGGCCGCUCUUUGAACCUCUUUCACGUCCAGAUGAGUGAAAAGCCACGGCGGACCUAAGGCUUCAGCGUGGAAACGAGUUCUCCUGUGUACAUUGAUGGUGAUUGGAUAGUGUAUAGACAUUCGAUAGCCCAUAACCUCGACACUCGAAGCCCAUAGCCUCCAGUACAUACAUGUAUUGAUAGCCCAUAGCCUCCUGUGUACAUUACCAGUAAAUGAGCUCUCACACUUGACAUUCGGUUCAGUUGGUCCUUGGAUAAAUGAGCGAUUCUUCUGAAUUUUCUCCUUUC